ACAAUGGUGCUCAGGAGUGGAGUGUUUCUGCCAUUUCUUGGCGUGUUGCUUCUCGUGUCUCCUUCCGCUGGUCACUUCGUUGUGCCGGAGGAGUUUGCUUCGCUCCUCGGCAUCGUCUUCUCGACGAUACCACAGAUCAGAAAGGGCACAGACUCGCGCCUGGGAUUCGGAUACAGACUCGGAGAGCAUGCGGAUUUUCAGGUGCUGGUCGAAUUGGGGCCGCAAAAGUUCACAAAACCCAUCGGUGGCGAGGACACAACGAACACCAACAGCAAGAGGAAUGUCAAUCCGGAGGAUUACAGACCUCCCAAGAAGGAGACCAACAAUUGGCUCAUGAAUUGGUCUCAGAGUGCCAAAAAUCAGGAAUUACAGCCUGAAGAUCCAGAGCAUCCAAUCACAGCGGUUCUCAUGGGUAGUCCAAAGGUGCCAACGAAGCCUCUGAUUCCUGAAUCAUCCCUGAAGCAGUUGCUGAAGUUGUACGGCAAGAAGAGCGAAGAUCGAGAGGAGGAUCCGCAGCCACAGAGCUCAGAUGAGUCUCUGGGCAUUCUGCCCGGUGACACGCAAGAUUCCACUGUCCAGUUCCAGGAUCGCCAUCGUGUCUUCGUCAAGACGCCAUCGCUCAAGCCACCAGUUGCCAAUUUCGAUCGCAAGAAGAUCACAGAGGAUCUGAUGGAUGUGGAAUUGGAUUGA
This is a messenger RNA of Phlebotomus argentipes, 690 nucleotides long. RefSeq lists its product as uncharacterized. Lineage: Eukaryota; Metazoa; Arthropoda; Insecta; Diptera; Psychodidae. Bases 4 to 690 code for a protein of 228 amino acids. The transcript has 3 exons. The record is from RefSeq and is a predicted model, not a curated record.